Messenger RNA from Phytophthora sojae, 1089 nucleotides. RefSeq lists its product as hypothetical. The transcript is spliced from 3 exons. Gene Ontology annotation, molecular function: protein binding. The annotation marks the transcript as partial. Lineage: Eukaryota; Oomycota; Peronosporomycetes; Peronosporales; Peronosporaceae. The record is from RefSeq and is a predicted model, not a curated record.
AUGGAGAUGGAGAAGAAGCUGCUCAAGAAACUCUGUCGGGACAACGACCUGUACGUGACGCCAUCCAUCAACGACAAACUCUAUCUGCACUACAAGGGCUUCCGCAGUAUCAAGAACCUCGAGGAGUAUACGGGACUGAAGGUUUUGUGGCUGGAAGGCAACGGCCUUCCCCGAAUCGAGGGACUCGAGCAGCAGACGGAGCUGCGCACGCUUUAUCUGCACGAAAAUUUGAUCCAGAAGAUCGAAGGGCUCGAGUCCCAGCUACUGCUCGACACACUCAACCUCUCCCAGAACCAGAUCUCCUGCAUUGAAAACCUCGGACACCUCAAGCACCUGACGAGUUUAGCGCUCAAGUCCAACUACCUGACCAGUGCAAAGGACAUCGCACACAUCCUGGAGUUGCCAAGUCUGUCAGUGUUAGACAUUCAGAGCAAUCGCAUUAACGACGUCGACAUCGUCGAUAUCCUGGCCCAGCUGCCGAACCUCAAGGUGCUAUACUUGCAGGGCAACGAAGUGGUGAAGCACAUCAAGCAGUACCGUAAAACGCUCGUGUACCGAUGCCGCAAACUCAAGUAUCUGGACGACCGGCCGGUGUUCGAUGACGAACGUCGCCGUGUUGAGGCGUGGGGGAAGGCCCUGGAGGCGUCAAAUGGCGACAUGAAAGCUGCGCAAGUAGCAGAGCGCCAAGAAAUGGACACAAUUCGUCGCGAGAAGAAAGAGCGCGACGAGAAGAACUUCCUGUAUUUCGAGCAGAUGAUGAUCGAAGGGCGGCGUAAACGGCGCGAAGAAGAAGAGCGAAAGCGCAAGGAGGCACAGAGCCCGGAGAGCGACGAGCAAGCCCAAGAGGAGAUCAAUCCAUUCUCCGGCGAGAAGAUUUUACCUGUUCAAGACUGCGCCUUCCUGCGGCAAGAGCGCGAGAGGAGGUGGGAGACGGUGGUCAACGCGCCCGAUGAACACGUCUUUGGCGGCAACAACGCUUCCAACGAAAGCAACCAGGAGGCUAACCAUGAAGCGUCUUCGCCAUCGAGGGACUCCACCCAGAUCGAAGCGAUCCCGGUUGAUGAGCGUCGCAUGGAGGUUCUGCACCAA